Messenger RNA from Fusarium odoratissimum NRRL 54006, 1389 nucleotides. RefSeq lists its product as uncharacterized. The transcript is spliced from 3 exons. The record is from RefSeq and is a predicted model, not a curated record. Lineage: Eukaryota; Fungi; Ascomycota; Sordariomycetes; Hypocreales; Nectriaceae. Gene Ontology annotation, molecular function: methyltransferase activity. The coding region runs from base 218 to 1162 and encodes 314 amino acids.
UCAAUUCGUACACAGACACUCACUAUAGGCCAAUCUACAAUGCGAUAAUGCAUAUUAAAAUAUGCAGGCCUCAUCAUAAGUAUUCUUACUUCCUGGGAAUACCCUGAUGAAGGCUCCGAGUUAGUCUCCGCCCAGCGGUGACUUUUCGGAAACUUCCCAACAGACUUAUAUAACCCUUCACGAACUGGACUCAUUGACAGCAACUCAAAUUGAAUUCAUGGUCACUUCACUACGCCCAUCCAUAACAAGAGCCUCUCGAUUCAUCAAAAUGACUUCCUCAGACACCGAAAACGCCCUCAAGACUCUCAGAGAGCACUAUGACAGCGCUACUCUGGAAGCUCAGAUGCUGUACGCUUCCAAAACCAUGAUGCCACACCUAAUCAAGCCUCUACCUACACAAAUGGGGAUAUCUGAGAAUGCUUCAAAGCCUGUGAAAUUCCUGGACAAUGCCUGUGGAAGCGGAGUCUUGACACAUGCGGUACAGCAGGCUUUGCCAAAAGAUAUACUUGAAAAGAGCACGUUUUUAUGUGCUGAUGCUUCAGAUGGCAUGGUCAGUGUAUCUAAGAAGAGACUUGACACGGAAGGAUGGGUUAAUACAGAGGUUAAGAAGCUGGAUGCGACGAACACUGGGCUCCCUGAGAAAUCUUUCACGCAUGUUGGUCUUGGUCUUGCACUCCAUGUCAUCCCCGAUCCAAAUGCUGUCCUAGUCGACACCAAACGCAUCCUCAAGUCAGGAGGCAUCUUCGGCGCAACAACGUUCCACAAAGACAACACAUUCUGGAUCCCAGACAUCAGAACAGCAUUCGCAUCAUUCCCCUUUGAAGCCAAACUGCCCGAAGUCAUGAAGAUGCAAAUGCACGACCAAGGCGACUGGGCAAACCCCGCCUGGAUCGAAGAGCACCUAAAGAAAGAGGGGUUUCAAGAUGUGAAAGUGACUGCUCAUAAUGAUAGUUACACUAUUGAAAGUGCGGAGGAUUAUAUUUUGCAGUUUGGUAUGAUGUUGGGUUGGUUGAUCAAGACUUGGUGGAGUGAGGAGGUGCAGAGGGAGCAUUCGCUGGAGGAGGUUAAGGAGUUGUUGAGGAGGCAUCUGGUGGAGAAGUAUGAGGGCAAGGGGUGGGAUAUUGAGUUCAAGGUGAUUUGUAUGACUGGGAGAGUUGAUUAACUCGGCAUGAGGUUGAGGAGCACCCUCAGAGAGGAUUAGAAGCUUGGUCUUUCAUAUUCAUCCCAGAACUCAUUAUUACUUGACGACUAGAAAUAAGAAUCAGAUUGGUUUUCGACUGGUCAAUGGUAAAAUAAUUGCAGAGUUCCAGUUCUUACGAUGACUGGUCGGUAUCAGAAAUGAAUAGUAUUGUGACAGCUGAGUAGAAUAACUUAACAAAGUAGCCACCC